Tachysurus vachellii is the source of this 1826-nucleotide messenger RNA. It is a transcript of the gene tmem50a, whose product is annotated as transmembrane protein 50A. Lineage: Eukaryota; Metazoa; Chordata; Actinopteri; Siluriformes; Bagridae. The record is from RefSeq and is a predicted model, not a curated record. Gene Ontology annotation, biological process: protein targeting to vacuole; late endosome to vacuole transport via multivesicular body sorting pathway. The transcript has 7 exons. The coding region runs from base 116 to 598 and encodes 160 amino acids.
UUGUCAUUGUACUGCAAGGCCAAACGUCUGCGCAUGCGCACUACUAAGCACUCUAAAGGAAAGAGAAAGAAUUGUUCGGCAGUGGACUACAGGCUAUAACACCAUCGUAAGAAAGAUGUCAGGAUUCCUGGAUGGUAUCAGAUGUGGGGACUGUGAAUGCAACAUCGACUGGGCAGAGAAAAGAAACACCAUUGCCUCAAUUGCAGCAGGAGUUUUGUUUUUCACAGGAUGGUGGAUCAUAAUCGACGCAGCAAUAAUGUACCCCAAAGAGGAGGACUUUCACCAUGCGUACCAUACCUGUGGAGUCAUCGCGACUAUAGCGUUCCUCAUGAUCAACGCUGUGUCAAACGGCCAGGUGAGAGGUGACAGCUACAGUGAAGGCUGCAUAGGACAGACAGGUGCGAGAGUGUGGCUUUUUAUCGGCUUCAUGCUGGCCUUCGGCUCUCUCAUCGCGUCCAUGUGGAUUCUCUUUGGAGGUUUCGUCGUUCCUGCAAAGCAAUCAGUGUAUCCUGGGAUUGCAGUUUUCUUCCAGAACGCCUUCAUCUUCUUUGGGGGUCUGGUGUUCAAGUUUGGACGCACAGAAGACCUGUGGCAGUGAAAAAAGCCUCUCUACCUGACCAUCCUACGCCCUGAGUCUUUCUGUACUCUUUUUCCCCUCUCAUUUUUCCCGUUCAUGAGCUGCCCCCAUGUUUCCUAUGCGACUGCAGCGAGGGCUCGUUGUUGUACAAAUCGUGUGACGCAUCUAGCCUCAGAAUUCAAAACAGACAGCUUUUUUUUAAAUUUUUUUUAUUUUAGAUCAAUAAAAAAGGAUAAAGAGACUUUUAGCUUUAGCUAAAAUGUUUAGCUUUGGUUGUUCCCUCGGAUUUGUUUCAGUUUCGGGUCUCACGCUUGUCACGUGUUGCGGCCUGGGAAAACCCUUCAUAUUGUUCAGAUUUAUACUUUUUAUACUUUUUGCCCAGCCUACCUCUACAUUAACACACUACUGAUGGGGGGAAAAGAAAAUCUGUAAAAACAAGAACUGAGUUCUUAUUUGAUAAUCAACAUUACCUGAGGUAAAAGUUAGUCCCAGGAUUUAAACACGAGCCUCGGCGCCAUCUCUUCACUCGUCUAUCAAACGUCUUUUUAAUUAGGUCCUUCUAUUCAAACCCUGUUUUGUUUGUUUUCUUUUCAUUUCAGACAACCACGUGUAUUUACUUCAGUCUGUGGGAGUCACAUUCAUUGUUUCAGCAGUAGUUUACCUGUGAUUGAGACCCUUAUGUUAAUGUUAUGCCUCCUCAAUUGCUUUUGGAAGUUGGGGAAUUGUUUAAUUUUGCUACGUGUAUUAUGAAUCUUUACUUAACCAGCUUCAUCGGAACGGACCACAAAGAGCCAAAUUAACAUUUUCAAUUGCUUUCUAAAGCCCUCUUGAUUUUUUCAUAUAUGUUAUUUCGUUUUUAAAACACAAGCGUCUCAUAAAAUAUUCGCCAAUUUCUUAUUGUAAAAAUGCUAAUAUAAAUUCUCUUGUAUGAUAUAAACAGCUUUGCGAAUACUUUUGCUAUUCUGUAUACACGUACUUCUUUUUUACGUGGUUAGCUUUACGUUUGCACUCUAUUUAUGUAACGCUGCUGCAGUACGGCGAAUACGUCAUGAACGCAAGCACAAAGAAAAAUAUUAAGAAAAAUCACGCAGCCAGUCCAGUCUGAAACGUUGUUAAACAGAAACACCAGAGGAAUGUAAACUCAUUUGGUCUAAAUUUUUUGUUUGUUUUGUUUUGUUUUUUUUUGGUUGUUGUUUUUCACAACUACUGUAUUUGUCAAAAUAAAUAAAACGAUAGAAAAAUCCCCGCA